Esox lucius (northern pike) is the source of this 1720-nucleotide messenger RNA. RefSeq names its product transmembrane protein 18 (gene tmem18). The record is from RefSeq and is a predicted model, not a curated record. The transcript is spliced from 5 exons. Lineage: Eukaryota; Metazoa; Chordata; Actinopteri; Esociformes; Esocidae. Gene Ontology annotation, cellular component: nuclear membrane. Bases 862 to 1254 code for a protein of 130 amino acids.
UUUCUGCAACAAUAGACGCCUUUACUGCUGUUUUGCAACAAUCGGAUAGGUUAACUUGAUAGCUGAUACUAAUCUACCUAGCAUUGUCAUGACAAUACAUUAGUACUUGCACUUCUAGUAUUGUGAUUGCAUUAUGGAGAUGCGCCAACGUGGAGAAACUAGGAGCUUUCUAAACGCACUAGCUACUGUACAGUUUGUUGCCAUUUUAGAAAAUACAUGGACCUUCACCUCAAUAUCGGCAAUACAAUAGUUUUCUGGGGGGCGAAUGUUAAAUUACACAUAUGGUUAAUGUCUAUACACUCAGUAACCAGUGUAUUUUGUAUACUGGCUUUGUUUUUAACUAAGUUCGCACUCAUAACUGCAAGUUCCUAGAGUCAGAACGAGCUCAGCGCUGCCACCAUUCUCGGGAAGUACAUUUUAUUAUUUGAAAGCAUUUGAUACGAUAACUUGAGGGGAAAACAGGUUUGUUGAUGUCGAGGGACACAUUCAGUUUUUUUCGUAUAAUUAUCAAUCGAUCAAAUGUAUUUUAUAAAGGCCUUUUUACGUCAGCAUUUGAAACAAAGCGAUUUAAAAACACCCAGCCAAUCACUAACAAGAAGGCAAUUACGAACUGAGCCAAGGUUCACCAACCUGUUUACAAAACGCUCCAACAGACAGUGAGUCACGUGGAUGUGGCGUGCAAUAUAAUGCAGACAAACUGGCGUUCAUGUACUGUUCAACGUUAAAAUCUGCUAAACACAUGACCUAAGUAACUUUAAUUGGUGUCUGGUUCGCCAGUUCCAGUACCUCAGAAACAGCCGUACUCUUGUUUGUUUCACGGACAAUCGUGUCGAAAGGUGUAUAAACAAUGGUGAAAACAGCAUGUUGAAGACGGGUCUAAGGAGAAUGAUACAAUGGUCUGAGUCCUGGCUUAUCGGACUUCUGGUGUUCCAUGCUGUUUGUCUCCUCACAACACUUCUCACGUCUAGAUUCUACAGAGUUCAAAUAUGCCAAUUUCUAGUUAUGGUAUGCAUGGUAUACAGUGCUGAAUACCUGAAUGAGGUGGCAGCCAAAAACUGGAGGGUGUUUUCCAGGUUCCAGUACUUUGACUCAAAUGGAAUGUUCAUAUCAUUGGUCUACUCUGUUCCCCUUCUGCUCAACACAAUCAUUAUUGUGGCAUUGUGGGUGUACAGAACAUUUUCCACAAUGACAGAGCUGAAGGUCCUGCAGCUGAAGAGAAAGGCCCGCAGAGAGCAGAACAAGAAGACUGAUUAAUCUGUGGUGGGCUGAUGCUGGAAAACACCUAAACCGUUUCCAACAAUCUGCUUGGUUAACACGACUCCACAUUAAAUGGCAAACAUCUGUAACAAGUGCUGGCCCAAGUGCUGCAACUGCCUGAACCUCUUAAAAAGGUAGAUCUGUACUGCAUUCGUAUUAAUUACAGGACCACAUAAGUGGACGUGGUGAUCUCUGUUUCCCAUCUAAUGGGAUUCAGAUAAAACUCAGUCUCAGUCCGUGCCCAAGUUCACUUCUAUUUGUAGAGGUUUGCAGGUCAAUAGGCCUUUCUCAUUUUGUGAAUAUUAUGUCAACAAAUGUAAUUUUAUGAUAAACAUGUUUGCCAUAUUGUUUUACAUUCCUUUUUGAUUACUGGCCACACACCUGUACAAUGCUCAUGGCAAAUAUAAAAAAAUGUUUGGGUUGUGGCAUAAUGUUUAUGUUAAAUAAAAUAUUGUAUUGCUUA